AUGCCUGGCAUGGCAGCAUGUGCUGCUGCCCCGCCCAAGCUCUGUGAUUGGUCUAUUCGGAUUGGGGUGGAGCGAGGGCGGGUCUCCAGCACAACUGCCAUGGACCAGGAGAGCCCCAACAGGAGCAGGACCUGCUGCCCUUCGCCGGAGGCGCGAGAACACAGAAGGACUCCGCGUGCUCAACCAAUAGGAGACGAGCCGCUCGUCUCCUAUUGGUUGAGCACGCCCUACUGCCGCAGCCAGGCUGGCAGCACUACUGUCAGAUUUUCGGAAACAUACUUGCAACACAUAAUGUCGGGUCCUAUAGUUGAUCUACUGAUAAGGAACGACAAAUCAGCUGCUCUUGAAGCGCUUCGAAAUCUGUGGAGCUACCGUUUAUUGGAGACGUUGCAUCUCGAGAGCUGCGAUCUAAGUGAUCAGGACCUCGAAAGCAUUCGUCCGGGCUCCACUUGCGUCAAAUAUGUCUGCCUUCGCAAUAACCAGCUGGUUCACCCUUGGUCGACAUUAGCGAAAAAUUUCCCAGCUCUCAAUUAUCUGGACUGCAGAGAGAACAGGUGGUUGACAAUGGAUCUGAGCGCCAUGAAAGGAUUACAGCUCGCCCACAUGGAGCACUUGUUUUUGAGUACGCCUGUGUCACAGUGUGCGGCUGAGUUGCGGGAAGUAUUGCCAAAGCUCUCCGAUAUCCAUUAUUCUCUUGCCAACUUUCCCUUUAUGACCGCUAACUCUGACGGGAAUGGGUCUCGGGUUCGAGUGAUUUCCACAACAUCUCUUUCGGAAAACAGCUUGUGUACCUCGUUGUUGUCGGAUGAAUAA
Molecule: messenger RNA, 813 nt
Organism: Ostertagia ostertagi
Lineage: Eukaryota; Metazoa; Nematoda; Chromadorea; Rhabditida; Trichostrongylidae
Source: the annotation of a GenBank genome assembly